UGGUUCAUCUUCCUUAUCGAAAAACAAACAUUUCUCAUUUGACUAGAAUAAUAACCUGCUAUCCUUGUGUUAUAUUGCGUAGACAUUAAACUUUCUUCCAAGACUUCAACACAAAGGAAGAAACUUAUUAAGGAAGAGCAGCAUAAACAUUCUAAUAGUUGCUUAAUAAUAUAGUAUUCGGACGCUUGGAAGUUUAGAAACCCGGUCCCAGUGUGCAAGUUCGGUUAAAAUCCAUCGACUAGAUAUUUUUGCUCGGAAGCUAAUAAAUUCGCAUCAAAUUUUGCCAAGAAAGGUCUUCAUAAAAAAUUGGUAGAUGGAUAAAGGAAAAUACAAUAAAUAUUCUGAAUAAUCUUUUUCUGGUGGAGAGGCUUUCGAGCUCAUUUCUCCGGACUGCCAUGUUGUUUACUAAUAAGGUGAUCUGGCAGGCCCUUGAAAUCAUCUGCCUGUCGAGCAACCGGGCUAUUCUCUGCAAAACUGUUUGGCUUUGAUGGCGUUUAUUUAAAAUAUCUGGCUGCAAACCUUUGCCAUUUUUGACAGCUACAGCUUGUUUGAAUGAAAGCUAACUUCACAGGUGCGUCCUAACUCAAUCUUUCACGCAUGGCUGAACACAGAUCAGCGUCUAGGCCUGAAUUCUGGUGUCGGUCUGAAAUCUUUCGAACCUGCCUGUCUAUCUAUUUUGCCUGAAUAAAUUUACAUGCGAUAAAUUGACAAAGAUUGCUGCAAUGAAAUAAGGAAUUAAUGGCAGGGUACAGCAGAAGAAGUAAUAUCAAGUGUUCUGAGGUGGCAAAUAGGCAGCAUGAUUGCACAGAAACAGAAAGCAGCUUUUUUAGAGCGUUGGAAAAAGAAGACUUGAAAAGAUUCGGUGGAUCUGACGACACGGAUCGGUUAAGAGUUACCAAUAAGCCUAUCAACGGCAAUAGAGAAGACAUUGUUAAACAUGGAACAGAAGAGUAUUGUAAUGGGAAAAACGAGUUGCGGUUUGAAGAGAAAAGGGGAAAAGUAGCAAGGAGAAAUUCAAAGGCAAUGCAGUCGAAAGUUAAACAAAGUAGAUUUGUCCAGAGGCGACUUCCAAGUUUUGCGGAUACCAAGAAAGCAAGAGGUUGGCAUUCAGAUUCUGAACUUGAUUCAAUGGCUAAAGGGAAGAAUUUGAAAAUAAAACAUAAGCGGAAAAGUAGGGAAAAGAAUAGCAUAGAACUAAGUUCGCAGAAGUUCGCAGAGAGAGAAAGAAGGGAUGAUGAGCUGGAACUUCGAUUGGGUCAAGAAAGAGGAAACGACAAUGAUAAACGAGUUGAAACAAUAUUGCCUGAUAGUACAAGAGAUAAAGACGCUGAACUGGCAGAAAUCAGAUCUCCUGGAGAUAAAAAGAAACUCGAAGAGUCGCAAAAAAGAAGAAGAGUUGCCAAUAAAAAAGCAUUGUAUAAAAGAAACUUGCUAAAUUGCAGCUUUCCAUCAUCUGAGCAGGAUGAUGCGUAUGAAAAAAAGCUGACACAUGAGAUCUCCGGGGAAAAUAGAUUGAUGAAUCUGCUGAUUGACUACUUCAAAGACUUGAACAAAGAAAUAAUGGAAUUUCGCCAGGAAAAGAAAAAAACACGAGAAAAGGUUCAGGAAAUCGAAAUAAAGCUGGAGAAACUUAUUGCAAAGAUCGAAGCUCAAGAAAUAUUUAUGGAGAAGCAAAAGACAAAAACAUUGAACUGUGAAGGGACUGGGAUCAAUGUUAUGGACAGGGCUAGUAUAAAACAAGAAAUUCGUAGUAUCGUCGGGGAAGUUCACAAUAAGUACAAUAGACAGUUGGUGGAGCACGAAGUAAGGAUGAAGUAUGUUCAAGAAAAGGCAGAAUCAGACAUGAAACAUCUCAUGAAAUGCAUUACCAGUAAUUUUGCGCAGCUUUCUGCCUCUCAAUCUAUGGAAUCAGAAAAGAAAGUUGAUAUGUCCAUAAAUAUUCCAGCUAAACACAUGCCAGCAGCUACAGACCAGUCUGAUCGUGUUACGAAGUUCAUUGUCAGUAAAGACGUUGAAGAAAGCAUGUUUCCCGAUUGUGUGUUAAAAGAAGCAUGCUGCCCAAGAACUAAAGGGGGGCUAAAUGAGGCAAAAGUAGAAUUACCAGAAAAAGAUGUUAAAUUAAAAUCUCCAAGAUCAGAAGAACAACGUAGAAAAUAUGAAUUCUAUUUCCCCAAAGAGAGUAGGGAUAAAAAAGAAAAGAAGAGUGACGAUGCAAAAAUCGAAGCAGAACCGACAAAAGAAAUAAUGCUUGUCAGCAAUGAAGCUACCAAACAAACAACCAAAAAUUCUGGGUGUCUUGUGAAAGACCAUGAAAAUGAAUCUGGUAGAGUGCUUAAGGUCUCAAGCCACCCAUCAGGGCUUGGAACAUCAUAUAUAGAGUGGAAACAAUUUUGGAGCGAGAAGCUACAACGGAGAGUUACAAUUAAUGGAAACAAAAGUAACACAACGGAGAAGAAAGAUACAAAUUCAAGUAGAAAUACAAACUAGAAAUUAUAACUUACACUUACAUCUAUUAUAUCAGAACCAGAUAGUUCUUGUUGGUUAACAUUAAAUGCCAUUCUAUUGUCGUUCUUAAUUCAAUAUUGAUUGAUCUAUAUUUACAUACUAUAAACAGUUUUUAAGGCCACUAAAUAUGUUUUGUUAGAAUUAUAAAAAAACUGUUGAUUAGCUGAUGAAGUCUCCUCUUUUUUGUUAGCAUGAGAAAAAGCUUUAAUAAAAACAU
Rhopilema esculentum is the source of this 2722-nucleotide messenger RNA. RefSeq lists its product as uncharacterized. The record is from RefSeq and is a predicted model, not a curated record. NCBI's taxonomy places the organism in Eukaryota, Metazoa, Cnidaria, Scyphozoa, Rhizostomeae, Rhizostomatidae.